Symbiodinium sp. CCMP2592 is the source of this 5217-nucleotide messenger RNA. The record is from the annotation of a GenBank genome assembly. NCBI's taxonomy places the organism in Eukaryota, Dinophyceae, Suessiales, Symbiodiniaceae.
AUGCCAAAGAAGAACAAAAAGCAGGUCAGGUCCACUGCCAUCAAGUCGAAGAAUGAUACACAAGAGAGCAGCUCGUUUGGAGGAGACUUUCCGGGUUUGCCGCCACCUGCGACGGGUCAGAAGGGCCUCGUCAACCUUGGAAACACCUGCUACUUGAACAGCGUUCUGCAGUGUCUCAGCGUCUCGAAGCCGUUCAGCGACAACCUCGUCACGCUCUCUCAGGAAGGCCUGGGAGGCGUGGGGGCCUCGCUUUGCUCGGUCUUCCAGGGCCUCAGAGGCAACGGCAAUCAGGGCAAGGUGAAGGGCGGCGGCAACGGCGCCUUCUCGCCGAAGCAGCUGCUGUCGCAGAUUUGCUCCAAGUUCCCUUGGUACAAAGGGCACGACCAGCAGGAUUGCCAUGAGCUCCUACGCACACUGCUGGGCUCGGUGGCAGACGAGCCCACGGCCACGGAGAAGAAGCACAAGAAAGAGGGUGGAGCGCAUAUCCCCAACAGCCCUUGCGGCGAAGCAGAGAAGCUGGUCUGGCAGAGCUUCCGCGGGCACACCUGUGCAGCCGUGCUUUGUUGGAAGUGCCACCGGAUCUCUGUAAGGGUGGAUCCGUUCCUUGAUCUUUCCGUGGAGCUGCCGACCUGCGAGGAGCAGCCUGGGCUUCUAGGCCUUCCUGGUCGAAUCGCACAGUUGGAAGUCGGUGGCAGCUCUUCCUCGACUGCGCCGACGAGUUCCAAGGGCAAGGGCCGGAAGGGCGGCACGCCGGCCGACGCCGCCGAUGUGGAUGCGGACGCGGACGCGGACGUCGACCCUCAGUCUGAGGCUGUGCAGCCGGCAGUUACCUCGCAGGCCCAAGGCACCCCAUUCUGCAUGAGACCUUCGGUGGCGACUUGGUUCCACCCACUCCGACAACCUGCAUCACAGGUUUCAAGAAGUCCCGGAAUGGAGCGCUCCCUUGACAAAGAGUCAGAGCAGGAUGCGGAACCUGGUGUGGACGAGGAGGAGACAUCGAAAACGGAGCCCGAGUCGUUCGUCUUCGAGGUGGAAUUGCGAAAGCGUGGUAAGAAGGAUCCUCGCUGGGGUUUCGGCUGGUGCAACGAGUCGCUGCAGCAGAAAAGGCUGCGCGUUGCAAGUGUCAAUCCCGACACCGUGUUGGACCGUUGGAACUUGAAGAAGAAGUCCAUGGGGGAGGAGGAGCUGGCAGUACGUGAGGGCGAUGAAGUCAUCGCUGUUGGAGGAGAGGCAGUUUUCGUCACCAUGCAGCAGCUCCUGCGGGAGGAGGUGGUGAAGCUGACUCUCCGGCGGGAGAGCUCCAGUGCAUCAGCCUGUCCUGGCAAGAUUUCCGGGACAGCCGCAACUGAGAGCGAUGCGGACGAUCAAGAGGCCGCGGAAAGCAGCGCUCGCAGCUACCUGCAGGCCGCACACGAAUGCCACGCUUCUCUUACAGAGGACCUACAGGCUGUGUUCAGCGAUCCACUGGCGAUCAAGGUGAAUGGCAGCUGCCAGCUUCAAGAUUGCCUCUUCAGGUUCACCAGUUCCGAGGCCGUGGAGGACGACGCAAAGCCCGUCUACCAGUGCUCCGAGUGUGUCAAGGCUCAGCGAGGCUCCGACACGGAGAAGAAGGCCUCUGCUGGCGUGUUAACUGAGCCUACGACAGGAUUCGUUGGUGGUUGUACUGUUGAUGUGCUGCGACUUUGCAAUCCUUGGUUCGGUUCGGGGAUGUCCAUAGCUUUCAAACGACAUGCUACCAGCUCUUUCUUCCAGCUUCAUUUGGCCCAAGCUCGGCGACGAGCCCUUACCGGGGCUUUCCGCCGUGCCCAGGCAAGUUGCCCGGUCUGUGCGAAGUGUCGGCAGAGACUGCUUGGUGGGACGGUCUUCUGCUGCAAAGACAUGUGCAUGUUGCAGGCCAUGAGCAAUGCUGAUGAUGUAGAAGAGACUGAGAUUCUUGCGGAUGCAGAUUUCGCGGAGGAUGAGGGUGGAGACGAGAUGGACGGAGAGAUCCCGAAAGAGGGAGAGGAGGAGGAGGAAUUCAUCGACCUUGGGGUCCUCCAGGAUGUGCAGGAACAGAUCUUUGAGGAGAUGAAGCUCCCAGAGGACAUUGUGGACGAGGCCCGAAGCAGCUGGGAAGCCUUCAUCCAAGCCUCGCGGUCCAGAGAUGCUGCAGGUGAGGCGAUCUACGCUGCGCUCUUCGACGCUGCGCCGAGCCUUCAGAGCCUCUUCAAAACUCCGAGGUCUGUGAUGGCAAUGCGCUUCAUGAACGGCCUCAACAGCAUCAUGAACUCGCUGAAAAAUCCUCCUGCACUGAAGGUCCUGGUGGAGACUCUCGGAUUUCAGCACCUGGACCUGGAAGUGACGGUGCCCCGGGUGGUUAUCUUUCGCGAUGCGAUAGUGGACCUGUUCGACAUGGAGCUCGGCCCCCGUUUCAACAGCAAAGCCAGAGGUGGCAUCGCUGCUGUUAUGAACUACGUCGGCGGAGCCUACAUCUACAUUCGCAGAGAAUAUGCCGGGCGAAUUAAGAUCAUCACGUCGAGCUGGAAGACAGCCAACAACAAGGCUGCAGAUAUCCAGGUGCUCCAGCGCGCAACAUCGUCCAGCAGCGAUGAUCCGGGAGCCGACGAUCAGGUGGAGAAAGAGCGACCAGGUGAGGCUGCGGCACCGCAAGACGAGGGCGCAGCCGCUGAGCCAGGGAAAGAGGGCAACGCCGUGCCCGGCGCACGUGCGAGUGGCGAGGCCGCACGGAUCCAGACAAACGUGCAAGUGCCGAAGACAUUCAACGAGAUGUUCCUUUUCAACAGUGCUGUGAUGGGCUUUGGGAACAGCUUGUGGAUGCAUCUGGUCCUCGAGCAGUUUGACAACAUGGUCACCAACGUGGCAAAUUCUUACCGGAUUCAGGAAGAGUGUGACGUGCUCUCUCUGGUCCUCGCCCAGUACGAGGGGCCGAUCAUCUUGAUGGAGUUCAAAGCUGUGAUGCUGGCAUCUCUGCGUUCUCUCGUCCCGAAGGAUUGGGACUCCGCGCACGAAGUUGCCUGGAACUGGUUCUGGGAGAACGUGGAGCACAUGUUGAAGGCACUCAUGGGGAAGCCCGCCGCGCAGCAGCACGCGUUGGACCAAUUCAUCCUGGGUCUCGACCAGGAGCAGCUCACUUUCCUGAGGCGCGACAUCUACAAGAGGUUUUUCACGCUCGCGCCGGCCGGGCAGGACUACUUCAAGCAGUCCACGACCAGGCUCUACUGGAUUGCAGACAAGGUUGUAGAGAUGACCACAGAGAUGUUCAAGGAUCCGAAGCGGCUGGUAGAGGACAUCUCUGCUCUGGGUUUGCGCCACGUCGGCUACGGCAUUCCCACCGAGUUCUUCGCGCCUUUCGUGUCUGCUGCGGUGGAUGCCGUGAAGACCAUGGAGGCUCAGGAGCUCGCGCAAGAUGCCUUCCGAUGGUCCUUGACCCUGGUGUCUAAGAUACUCGUCCGAACGAUCUUGGAAGGCUCUACGAUUGUCAUGAAGGCCAUCAACACCAACGACGCCAAGCAGUUGCGCAAGGCCAUCUCGGUGGCCCCGCGAGGGAAGCGCGCCCAGGAGCUGCUGAACAUCACGGUGGGCACGAAGUCCAUCUCGCCGCUGAUUUGGUCCAUCGAGAGCGGCAGCCUCGUCACGGCCAAGGCGAUGUUGGAGGAUUUGCUUGUGAUCCGGGCGGAUCGGGACAACUAUUACUUCGGCUGUGACCACUUGUUCGAGCGCCAUCCGGAAAUCAUCCAACGUCUAAGCUUCGAUGCCCCACAGCUCCUGCCCACGCUGCUGGAUGGUCUGAUCUGGCGUUCGCGGACAGCCAUAAACGGCGAGAGAAGAGUGAACUACUACGUCAAGCACCUGAUACAAGACGAGGAAGGCCACUUCAACCAAGCUCUGGCGUGGAUCGUCGAAGGACAUGACCCGAAGAUCAUCUGCCACGAUGUGGUGGUGCUCUUCUCGGAUCUGCUUUGGUCCGGCUUGGCCGGCCAGACCUUCUUGCUGGGAAGGUGCUACUUCCUCUUUACUCUCGCGGUCUUCAUCACAGGGCAGUCGAUUCUGCAGCAGCUGCGAGAAGACCCGGCGAAUCAGACUGAUGGAGAGCGGAUCGCCAUUUUUGCGUGCCGCAUCACCAUCUAUGUCUUCAGCAUGGGUGCCCUUCUAAUAAACCAGAUCCGAUGCCUCAUUUCGGACAUCCGUUCCCGCAACCUGGUCAAACUGUUUGGCGUCAUCCCAUUCCCGCAGUAUCUGACCAACACCAUGCAGAUCGGCAACCUGGCGCUCAUGCUGUGUCUGCUGGUGAUGUGCACGCAGGAGCCAAUUUUCCACUGCCUGAGCAGCGCCGAAGAGAGCUUCAAGGACCUCCUCUUCCACCAGCACUGCCAAGCGGGGGAGCUGCGAAAGGAGACCUACGCGACCAUCUCCAUGGUCGCCAUGCUGCUGUACUGGGCACUGCUUCUGGACUUGACAAUUUUCUCAAUGCGAAUCUCUGCAUUCACACUGGUUUGUGGGCGGGUGCUUAGCGAGCUGGGCCUUUUCUUGAGCUCCUUAGUCUUCUUGAUCGUCACCUUUGCCAGCUCGAUAGCUGCAUUGAACCACAGCUGCGAAGACUUCAUCGACAUUCCCGUCGGUGCGCUGUCUUUGAUGGAGAUCUCCUUGGGGAUGUUCCCAAGCCAGAACUUCCAGGCCAUCCAAGAUGAAAUCUCCGUGCUCUUGACUGUGAGCCUCUUCAUUAUCGUUGUCAUUGUUUUCCUCUUGAACCUCUUGGUGGCGCAGCUCAACGGGGCAUAUGCCAGUGUCUACGAUGACAUGGUGGGCUAUGCGCGCCUGACGCGGGGCAGCAUCAUCGUCACCGCCCUGGAAGCAGUUUCUGCAAAACGCUGGGAGCGUUUCCUCUCCUCCCUCGGCUUCGAGGAGCGCCUCGAGUUCAACGAGGGCGAUGUAGGUCUUGCUGGUGGCAUUCAAGUCACGGAACCGGCCAAUGAGCACCCAACUACAGUGGAGAACAUCCGCCGCUUCGGCGGCUCCACAUCGCCAGCCAUGCCCUGGCCCGAAGAGCUUCAUACCGAUGAGGCCGAGGACAAGCUAGAUCGGCUUGAGAAGGUCAUCCUCCGAGCCACCAAGAAGAUCACCAGCCGAAGCAAAAAGAAUGGAGCUGGGAGUUCUGCUGCCGGGAGCUCUUCCAUGAGCUCGAUGUCAGAUUCAAGUGCCGGAGGCUCCUCGGAGUGA